GGGACCGUGUCCCGCAGCCCCAAUGCCGCCGCGAGCAGAGUGGAGUGGCUGCCAGUGGUUGGAACCGUGGAGGUGUCCCCCGCUGGCGAGCGCGCCCAGGACACCGGUCUCUGCUAAGUUUUGUGCGCGCGCGUUGCAGGGACCGUGUGUGAGUCUGGUAUAAUCUGGCCACCUGAGCUUCUGCCGUAACAAGAAAGAAGUGGGAAAUACUCCUGAAAAGAAAAUUAAAACAUUAAGAAGCCACAACUUAUUUUUACAUGGUUUUUAGCUCACUUACCAAUAUGAACACUUAUCCUAACAUUUUUCCACCUGGUGGAGAUGGUGGGCUAGGUUCUGAAUCUGAGUUCCAAAAACUGGUAAUUGAUGAAAGGUUACGAUGUGAACAUCAUAAAGCCAAUUAUCAGACUCUAAAAACUGAACACACAAGGUUGCAGGAUGAGUACAUAAAGUUACAAAAUGAAUUGAAGCACCUGUCAAAUGAAAAACAAACUAACCAGGAAAAGUUCCAGCUGCUACUUGAAGACCUAAGAGGGGAAUUAGUAGAGAAAACUAAAGACUUAGAAGAAAUGAAACUGCAGGUAUUAAAUCCGCAAAAAGUGGAAUUGUUAAGAGCCCAGAUACAACAAGAGUUAGAAACUCCAAUGCGAGAGCGUCUUCGGAAUCUGGAUGAAGAAGUUGAAAAGCAUAGAACUGAAUAUAAUAAGCUUCGCUAUGAACAUACAUUUCUUAAGUCAGAAUUUGAACACCAGAAAGAAGAAUUUGCACGUAUUUUAGAAGAAGAAAAAAUAAAAUAUGAAGCAGAGGUUGCAAGACUGGAGAAAGAUAAAGAAGAACUACAUAACCAGCUGCUUAGUGUUGAUCUCACAAGAGACAGCAAACGAGUGGAGCAACUUCUUCGAGAAAAAGCCCAUUUGAGUCAGAAAUUAAAAGGCUUAGAGACUGAAAUAGAAGAAUUAAGGGCUAAAAAAGAGAAUUCUGGUGCUCAGGUAGAAAAUGUCCAAAGAAUACAGGUGCGGCAGUUGGCUGAAAUGCAGGCUACAAUCAGAUCCCUGGAGGCUGAAAGACAGUCAGCCAAGUUGCAGGCUGAACGCUUAGAAAAAGAGCUACAAUCAAGCAAUGAACAAACUGCUUCUUUAAUCAGUAAAUUGAAUAAAGCUGAUGGAGAAAUAAAUACACUGACUAGUAAAGUAAAAGACCUUAAACACUCAAAUAAUCUAGAAAUAACAGAUGUCAAACUGGAGGCAGCAAGAGCUAAGAGUGAGCUAGAAAGAGAAAGAAAUAAGAUUCAAAGUGAACUGAAUGAUUUUGAAGUGUUUGGUGACUUUAUUUACUCUGUUAUCAGCCAGCCUUAUUAUGCUGCUGUCUGGGGCUUGACUCACAGAACCCUGCUCAGGAGAAGGUUACAGUCAGACAAUGAAAUUCUCAAAUCAGCUGUUGAACGCCAGAAAAUGCUCUUAAUAGAAAAAGAUCGUGAGUUAAUAUGUAAAGUACAAGCUGCCAAGGAAGAAGGUUAUCAAAAGCUUGUGGUAUUACAAGAUGAAAAGCUAGAACUUGAGAACAGAUUAGCUGAUUUAGAGAAGAUGAAAGUAGAGUAUGAUGUUUGGAGGCAAUCGGAAAAGGAUCAGCAUGAAGAGAAUUUGCGGGCUUCACGGAUGGCAGAGGAGUCAGCCAGAAGGGAACUUCAGAGUAUUAGGUUAAAACUUCAACAACAAAUUGUGAAUACUGAAAAUGCAGAGAAAGAAAAAAAAGAAAAUUCUGAUCUGAAACAGAAAAUCAGUAGUUUGCAGAUUCAAGUGACCUCACUGACCCAGUCUGAGAAUGAACUGCUGAAUUCAAACCAAAUGCUGAAGGAAAUGGUGGAGAGAUUAAAGCAAGAAUGCCGGAAUUUAAAAAGCCAAGCUGAAAAAGUACAACUAGAAGUUGAAAAGGCAUUGGAAGAGAAACAGAUACAGUGGUUGGAAGAAAAGCACAAGCUUCAUGAACGUAUCACAGACAGAGAAGAAAAGUAUAAUCAAGCUAAAGAGAAACUACAACGAGCUGCAACUGCCCAGAAAAAGAGAAAAUCUCUUCAUGAAAACAAAAUGAAGAGACUGCAAGAAAAGGUAGAAAUCUUGGAGGCGAAGAAAGAAGAAUUAGAAACAGAAAAUCAGGUGUUAAACAGACAAAAUGUUCCUUUUGAAGAAUAUACAAAGCUUCAGAAAAGACUAAAGGAUAUACAGAGAAGACAUAACGAAUUUCGAAGUCUAAUUUUAGUUCCUAAUAUACCUCCGACAGCAUCUGUCAAUCCUGUUGGCCUUCAGUCAUCAGCCAUGGUUCCAGGCAUGGAACUGUGCUUCCCUCCUCAUAUGCAGGAGGAACAACAUCAAAGGGAACUCUCUCUCCUUCGCAAAAGACUAGAAGAACUAGAAACAACACAGAGAAAACAACUAGAGGAACUUGGAUCUCCUGGGGAAUGAUGUUCUUGGCAAAAAGACAGAGGGGAUCAAAAGGGGUAAAAAUCACAGACUCAGUAAAUGUGAAGUUUUAACAUAUGUGGCACUGAGAUACUUCAUUGCUGUUUGCCAAAGUACUUGAAUGUGCCUCAAGAAAAAAGGUACCAACUACGACAAGGGGAGCAUUAAAAGAAACCAUUUUUUACAGAUAUUUAGACUAUAUAUUGGUAACCUUUUGAGAAUAAUAAACAUUGAUAAAAGAAACUAUUAGAAAAUCAAGUUAUAAAAUUGACUUGAAUUUUUUGGCAUUUUGCCUGAAAUAUGUCCAUUUUGAAAGCUCUUUUUUCCUUAUCGUUGAGGUGUUUGACAAUAAAUAACAAAGUCAGUGAACACCUUGUGGUUUACUAUAAGAGUUAUAAACCUAUAGUUUUUGGAAAAAAGAUGACAAUUUAAAAGCGGCAUAAAAAACUUAAAGGUAUCUAUUAAACAUUUAUUGCAAAAGACUACCUUUUCAAAAAACUG
Fukomys damarensis (Damara mole-rat) is the source of this 2954-nucleotide messenger RNA. It is a transcript of the gene Cep83, whose product is annotated as centrosomal protein 83. NCBI's taxonomy places the organism in Eukaryota, Metazoa, Chordata, Mammalia, Rodentia, Bathyergidae. The record is from RefSeq and is a predicted model, not a curated record. The coding region runs from base 258 to 2456 and encodes 732 amino acids. Gene Ontology annotation, cellular component: centrosome. The transcript has 17 exons.